Messenger RNA from Vicia villosa (hairy vetch), 1147 nucleotides. Its product is annotated as protein S40-5. The coding region runs from base 158 to 805 and encodes 215 amino acids. NCBI's taxonomy places the organism in Eukaryota, Viridiplantae, Streptophyta, Magnoliopsida, Fabales, Fabaceae. The record is from RefSeq and is a predicted model, not a curated record. The transcript has a single exon.
CUCCUCACCUCAAGCUUUAAGAGCAAUGGAAUCAUAACAUUAGCAGUAGAAAUAUUUAAAAAAAUUGUGAAUAAUUCUUUUUUGUCUCUUCCAUUUUUUUUAAUUAAAUCUCAUAGUUUCUAAGUUCACGGCGGCGCAACCAUUUCUGCCGCCGUAGAUGGCGAAAGGUCGGAAAUUAACUACCAGCCAAAGCGAGCGGUUCUUAGGAACUUACGGCUACUCUCACAACCAAGGCUCCACUGCCGCUGAUCCCUCUGAGCUUCGAGAAGAGGAUAUCUGGUCCACUGGCGGUGAUACCGGUGAACAUGAACAUGACUUGAAUUUCUCUGAUGAGUGGGAGUCGUCAAACACUGACACUGUUGUGAGUAACGGCGGUUCGUCGUAUCGUGACCGGCGUCGGAUUACUCAGAACGGUGGCGAAAACCGUCAAUUAGGUGGUCUGUCGCUUGCGUUUGAAGAUCCGGCGGAUGAUAACUCCGCGACAGCUACGGCGAGGAUCGUGCAUCAGUUCCGUGCGCAUGAGAGUGUGGCGUCGUCGCCACGUGGACGGCACAUGGCGACAUCGCUGCCGGUGAACGUGCCGGACUGGAGUAAGAUACUCCGAGUUGAUUCGGUUGAGUCGCUACACGAUGACAGUCUGGAUGAUGAUGACGAUUUGGGGAUGGUUCCGCCACACGAGUAUUUAGCGCGUAGCCGUAAGACGGCGGCGAAAUCGGUUUUUGAGGGUGUGGGUAGGACUUUGAAAGGCCGUGAUUUGAGCCGGGUUCGUGAUGCUGUGUGGAGUCAGACCGGGUUCGAUGGUUGAUUGUCCGGUUCAGGUGGUUUUUUUUUUUAUUAAAUGGUUCCUUCUCGCUUAGCCUUGUUUGUAAUAUUAGUUAAUUAUUGUUAUUGUUGUUAAUGUUAUUAUGGUUAGUUAAUUAAUCAAAUUCCACUUGUGGUUGUUGGUUAAUACAUUUGUUUAAUUAUGAUAAGUAAGGACUGUAAGGUGGCUUAUGGGCAAUGAUUCGGUUGGUUGGACUUGGGUGAUUAGAGUCCAACUCAGUGGCCAGUGAGCCUAAUUAAGCACAAGCAAGUGCUAAUUAGCAUGUAAUAAUUGAUAACAAAUUGUAAUUUGAAUUGCUGAAUUAUGAUCAAGGUCGUUGUCUCA